Messenger RNA from Harpegnathos saltator (Jerdon's jumping ant), 1316 nucleotides. RefSeq names its product putative nuclease HARBI1. The transcript has 5 exons. NCBI's taxonomy places the organism in Eukaryota, Metazoa, Arthropoda, Insecta, Hymenoptera, Formicidae. The record is from RefSeq and is a predicted model, not a curated record. Bases 347 to 1276 code for a protein of 309 amino acids.
UGAACUAUAGUAGGGAAGUUCACGCGAGUUCAGUCCAAGUGCAAGAAUUCAUACCAGUGUGUAAAGAACGCUUAUAGUGUAGCAAUCUACAUGGCGGAUCAAUGUGCUAGUAUUUUGGAGUUAAUUGAUUCUUCAGAUGAAGAGAAUGUAAUCAUGGUACCACCACCAGAAAUACCCGUAAUUGAAGAUGACGAUGGUUAUGACGAGUUACAUCUAUUGCACCCAAUUUUUGGAAUGAUUCAAAGAAUAGAACAUGUAAAAAUAAUCAAUUACAUUGAAAACAUUGUUCGGAGUUAUGACAAUAUUGAUUUUAUUAUGCAUUUUCGUUUAUCGAGAGAAAUAGCACAUGAACUCAGCUAAAUUCAGCAUGUGUGAAAUAUUUACUUCCUUACAAGAUGAUUCAGGACGUUCAAAAAUAACAGCUGAAAAGCAUAUUUUAAGUUAUUUAUGGUUUAUAGGCCAUGAAAGUGCAUCAUAUCGUGACGUAGCUGAUAGAUUUGGAGUAACUUUAAGCGCUUUGCACAAAAUUAUCACGAGGGUCACUGAUUUUAUAAUAUCUAUGGCACCUGAUAUUAUUAGAUAUCCCACUAUAAUUGAAAAAGAAGAAACAGCAGCCUUUUACUAUGAAAAAAAAGGCUUUCCUGGAGUUAUUGGCGCUAUUGAUGGUUCCCACAUUAGAAUAGAUAAGCCAACAGAAGAUCCUGAAUUAUAUAUUAAUCGGAAGCAAUGUUUUUCUUUACAUAUUCAGGGAACAGUUAACCAUCAUAUGAAAUUUAUGGAUGUAUUUAUUGGAUAUCCUGAUUCGGUGCACGAUGCAAGAGUAUUUAAAAAUUCACCAAUACGCAAUGAUUUGCAUGAACUCUGUGGAAAUAAUUAUCUGUUGGGAGAUAGUGCGUAUCCUUGUCUAAAACAGUUGAUUGUGCCUUAUAGGGACAAUGGACAUUUAACACGUGCGCAAAGGACAUUUAACCAAAAAUUAAGUUCUUGUAGAGUCAUAAUUGAAAAUGCAUUUGGAUGUCUCAAGCAACGGUUUCGGCAAUUGUACCAUUUUAAACUGCGAGAUAUACCACGAAUGACAUGUGUGAUACACGCAUGUUGCGUGCUUCAUAAUAUAGCAAAUGCAAACGAUUUAGAAAUUUUCGAAGCACCUAUAGAUGACGAGCAACCUGACAUUGAAGCACAAAGACUACAUACCGAAAUAGAUAUAGCACCAAGAGAGAUUGAAACUGGAAUACACAUUCGUGACGAAAUAUGCCACCAAUUAUUUGUAAACUAAAGAGUUUAUAAUUUUAUACAAAAUAAAUUUUUAAUAAAUU